CAGCUGCCGCGGUCAAGGUCCUUGCUUGCAACUUGCUUCCGCCACCCUCUUCCUUCCCCGUCCCCGUCCCUACUCUCUCCGCUCCUUGAUGAGCGGCCCUACCUCUCCCCCGUCCCGUCAACAUGUCUCCAUGAGGAGGUCACAUGAGUGACCUCUUUUGUUGGGACGAGCCGGAACAUCAUCACUACCGCCCCUCCGUAAACCCCUUCCCUUUCCCCCAAACCCAAAAGCAACCCGCCACCUUCGUUCUCCACCACCAGUUAGUUACCCAACACAACUCGGCCGCCACCUGCACCCCGUCAAAAGACACAAAGCAAGACCCUCUGAGGGCCAUUGCGCCAAUGUCGUCCACCUCGCGGGCCAUUCCCCGUCUGCGUGCCAUCGCCGCUAACUGUUCUUCGCCGCCUCAAGGCCUGUCUUUCACGCCGGAGCAGCGCGUCGCCAAAAACCUCACGGGCCUGAUCCCGCACGUCAUGGAGGACGGCAGCAGGCAGUGCGAGCGCGCCCUCAAGAUGAUCCGCACGCGGCAGACCAACAUCGACAAGUACCUGUACCUGUCUACCAUUAAGAGCCAAAACGUAGACCUCUUCUACCGCCUGCUCGUCGACAACGCCAAGGAGCUGAUGCCGCUCGUGUACACGCCCACCAUUGGCGACGUCUGCCUGCAGUACUCGACCCUGUACACGCGCCCCGAGGCGCUCUACAUCUCUAUCAAGCAGCGCAAGUCAAUCAAGACCAUUCUCAGGAAUUGGCCGUAUCCCAACCCCGAGAUCUGCGUCGUCACGGACGGCUCCCGCAUUCUCGGCCUGGGUGAUCUCGGCGUGAAUGGCGUGGGCAUUCCGAUUGGCAAACUAGCCCUGUACACGGCGGCUGCCGGUAUCCACCCGGCUAAGACGCUACCGAUCGUGCUCGACUGCGGCACCGCCAACGAGGCCAACCUCAAGGACCCACUCUACCUCGGCCUGCGCUCCAAGCGCGUCUCCGUUGCCGAACAGCAGGACUUCAUGGACGAGUUCAUGCAGGCCGCCGCUGAGGUCUACCCCGACAUGGUGGUGCAGUUUGAGGACUUUGAGAGCGAGAAGGCCUUCAAUUACCUCGACCGCUACCGCAAUAACUACAAGUGCUUCAAUGACGACAUCCAGGGUACCGGUGCCGUGGUUCUUGGCGGUUACAUUGGAGCCGUGAACCUGUCCGGCGUUCCCAUCGAGGAGCAGCGCCUGGUAUUCAUGGGCGCUGGUUCUGCCGGCGUCGGUGUUGCCAAGCAGCUGGUCGAGUACUACACCAAGCGCGGUCUCUCGGAGCAGGCCGCCAAGGACAAGUUCUGGCUCGUUGACACCAAGGGCCUCGUAACCAAGGACCGUGGCGACAAGCUUGCCGAGCACAAAAAGUACUUUGCCCGGUCCGACAACAAUGGUCACCAGUUCCGCACCCUCGAAGAGGUGAUCGAGUACGUCAAGCCCACAGCCCUGGUCGGUCUGACUGCCACCCAUGGCGUCUUCACCGAGUCCGUCGUCCGCGCUCUCAAGGCCUCGGUCGAUGCCGGCGGCCUCGGCCGCAGGCCCAUCCUGUUCCCUCUCAGCAAUCCUCUCACCAAGGCCGAGUGCACCUUUGAGCAAGCCGUGGCAUGGACCGACGGCACCGUCAUCUUCGCCUCCGGCUCGCCCUUCUCCGCCUUCACCGUCAAGACGACGGACCACUCCGUCACCUACUAUCCCAACCAGGGUAACAACGUCUACGUCUUCCCCGGUAUCGGUCUCGGCGCCAUUCUCUCCAAGGCGAGCCGCGUGACGGACAACAUGAUUUACACGUCGGCUGCCGCCCUGGCCGGCUCGCUCAACGCCGAGGAGAUCCACAAGGGCCUCAUCUACCCGCGGAUCGAGCGCGUCCGCGAGGCUAGCCUGAUUGUUGCGCGCGAGGUCAUGAAGGCCGCGCGGCGCGAUGGCGUAAGCCAGCUCCCUGAUGAGCAAUGGCUUGAGUGGGAAGAGUGGGGAGAUCCGGCCCUUGACAAGUACAUCAAGGCUCGGAUCUAUGACCCCCAGCUUUAAAAAAAAAAAAAAAAAUCGCCCGGGAGCAUGAGGGUGGCACUGGUCCACUUCCUCUUGAUCAGGGCGUCAUGUCUUCGUCUCCAUCUUGCCUUUGCCCAGAUUCGAAUACUUUUGCUUCACUUGGGAACGGCUAGAGGCGGAUUCGUCUUGGACCGAUUGAAGACGACCUCUUCUUUCCCUUUCAUUGAUGAUUCUCCAAUAUUUAUUAUUUGACUC
Messenger RNA from Thermothelomyces thermophilus ATCC 42464, 2261 nucleotides. RefSeq lists its product as uncharacterized. Bases 342 to 2045 code for a protein of 567 amino acids. Gene Ontology annotation, molecular function: malate dehydrogenase (decarboxylating) (NAD+) activity; NAD binding. Gene Ontology annotation, cellular component: mitochondrion. Lineage: Eukaryota; Fungi; Ascomycota; Sordariomycetes; Sordariales; Chaetomiaceae. Gene Ontology annotation, biological process: malate metabolic process; pyruvate metabolic process. The transcript is spliced from 3 exons. The record is from RefSeq and is a predicted model, not a curated record.